Messenger RNA from Stereum hirsutum FP-91666 SS1, 1245 nucleotides. RefSeq lists its product as uncharacterized. Lineage: Eukaryota; Fungi; Basidiomycota; Agaricomycetes; Russulales; Stereaceae. The transcript has 8 exons. The coding region runs from base 1 to 1245 and encodes 414 amino acids. The record is from RefSeq and is a predicted model, not a curated record.
AUGGUUUUCUCUAUCAAAUCUGCAGCUCAGGCUAGCGCUAUCCUCGCUUUCGCAAAACUUGUAGCGGGACACGGCUACGUCCAGGAACUCAACAUCGGUGGUACAGAGUACUCCGGCUACCUUCCUUACAACGACCCAUACACCACCCCCACACCCACCCGUAUAGUCCGGUCCUUCGACGGAAACGGUCCUAUCGCUGAUUUCACCACUGGCGAUAUUACUUGCAAUGACGGUGGCGACACGGCUGCUGGGGCCAGUGCCACUGUAGCCGCUGGUGACUCUGUCGACUUCUUCUGGACUGCAUGGCCCGAUUCCCACAAAGGUCCCACCAUGACUUACAUGGCCAAGUGUGACACCGAUGAUUGUUCGACGUUCUCAGGCCAAGACGGUGAUGUCUGGUUCAAGAUCGACCACGCCGGUCUUGACGCCGAUCUCACUACGUGGGCUUCAGAUGACCUCAUUGCGAACAACAACUCCUGGACCGUCACCGUCCCUUCUGACAUCGCAUCCGGUGGCUACCUCCUCCGCCACGAGCUUCUCGCCCUUCACUCCGCCGGCACCGCCCUCGGUGCUCAGUUCUACCCAAUGUGUGCCCAGGUUGUCGUCACCGGUGGUGGAUCCGCUUCGCCUUCGGGCGUGGCGCUUCCCGGCGCGUAUGCGACUAACGACCCCGGUAUCUUGAUUGAUAUCUACCAGAGCUUGACCACGUACGCUAUCCCUGGUCCCACCGUGUACACCGCUGGUGGUUCCACCGGUAGCGCUACCUCUGCUGCUACCUCUGCUGCCGCCACCUCCGCCGCCGCAAGCUCUUCUGCAGCUACCAAUGCGGCCUCAUCCGCUGCCGCCUCGUCCUCCGCCGCUGCUGGCUUUUCAUCUUCCAGCACCACCUCGACUGCAUCGUCCACUGCGACUGCUGUCUCCUCAUCUGGCUUCGUGACGAGCACGACGGCUGCGGCAUCGUCGACUGCCGCCGUUACAAGCUCAAGUAGCGCUGCCGCACUGUCCUCGUCGACGGCUGCUGGUACGACGUCUGCGGCUGCUACUACGACCAGCUCCGCGUCGUCAUCGACUAGCACUGGCAUCGUUAAUGCGAACACUUGCAUGAAUGAGUACAACUCGUGCAUCGCUGCUUCGCAACCCGACCCCGAUUGGACAGGUUGCGGAUCGACAAAGGAUACGUGCAUGGAGGGCGCUGUUUACGAGCGCGUCAAGCGGAGUGGGAGGUUCGGUCGUGUUCUGGCUUGA